AAGUAGUAAAUAUGUCUAGACAUUUUGGAAUCAUUUGUAUAAGAAUGUUUAGCGUUCCUCUUCCUCCAUGUCAUCCGGAAUGUCAAUUUCCAUCGGGUCCAGUUCAAUCGACGACUCCGGGUCGUAUCUUCUCGGAGAUCAACAGCAUGAUCAUGGAUGCUUCGAGACCUCGCAUGGUACCUCCGUGCAGUAUUUUGUUGAAUUCUCCGACGUCGUCGUCUAACGAGGAUAAGCAUAACCUCUUCAACUAUCAACACCAUCAACAUAAUCAUCAAACUUACUCUUCCCCAAUCAGUCAGCCAAUUUUCGAUCAUGCCUCGCCAUCACUCUACACCUCCGAACAUUCCGAAUACUCACCAGCAGAAAUAUACUCUCCAAAUUCUGCAUCUUCAUCUCUUCCAUCUACAUCCCCAUUCCCAUAUACCACAUCCCCAUUCACCGCCACUGAGGAAAUCUAUCCUGAUAUUCCGUUCAUUGAUUCUAUGAUUGCUGAAGUUCGCCAAGAAAUAAUCAACGAAGAUAUUCCAGUUCCAUCUCCAUCAACAUCUUCAGAUAUCUCUUCGGUGAGCAGGAAGUCAUCAGCUUCAUCUUCUUCUUCACUUCGAGACGUCUUUGUUUCUCCCGGACAAACUCUUGUUAUCCGAGGUGACGAUGGUCAAGAAUAUAAAGUCAUUGUCGAACGUGUUGAAGGAAGUGAAGCUCAUGCCACUCCAGCUUUGACGAAAAGAAAAUUAUCAGACGAUAGUGAUAUUGCCCCAAAAAGAGCCCGAGCACCACCUGUCUCACUAGUCAAUUUGUCGGAUGAAGAGAUCGCUGAGCGAAAGAAACAACAAAACCGUGCAGCUGCACUCCGAUACCGUCAAAAACUUCGUGAAAGCCGUGUAAUGUCAGUUUCAGUGAAGGAGACACUCACUCAACGAAAUGCUUACCUUCGUGAUGAAGCUGAGCGUCUUUCCAAAGAGUGCGAAGUCAUCCGUCGGCUAAUUUUCGACAAACUUGGCAAAAACGCUCCUCUCUUUUAAAUUAGUAUCUCCUCAACGUUUUUUAUUUCUCCUUUUCCUCCCUAAAACCUUCUAGUUUCUUGGUCUUCUGGAAAUCCCUGUGGUGCUCAGUUGAAAGCUGAAAAUUAACAAAAACACACUUGCACACACACACACACUCGUUCUCGAAAUUGAAUUCGAUGACUGAAAAAAAACCUUCUGUGAUUUGAUUGAGCGAGAUUCGGUGGGUCCUCAAGGGAGGUCACUCCUGUGUUUGUGUUCAUGUGCAUGUUUUUAUGUUUUUUUUUGCAGUUUUCAACUGUUGGUGACGAAUGAGCGUGGGGGUUUUUAUUACUUUAUUCUGUAUGCUCAUUUCACAAAAUAACGUUCAAUGUAUCUCUAUCAUCUUUUUUUUUCCGAAAAUAUAACCAAAUUCUUCCCCAUUCCCCUCUCUCGAAAGUAACAAAUCCACUUGUCUGUAUUAUUGGCUGAUUGAUCUUUUUUAUUAUUAUCCAUAUAAUCAUAAAAACUGAACAAAAAUUAAAAAUCAAAUAAAUAUUAUAAUAAAAACAAUAUUCUUUAAGCUUUUUUUCGAUAAAGAAUGGAUGAUAGAAACAAUAUUCAACUAUGAAACUUUUUCAUUAAAAGUGUUAAUCGCAUUUCGAAAUUAGUCAAUCACGUAACCUAUUUUGAGGAUUUCUAUAAAUUUGUAUUGAAUUCUUAUUAACGAAGAGUGUAACUGAUUCAUAAAAAUAAAUAAUUUUUGUAUGA
Molecule: messenger RNA, 1751 nt
Organism: Caenorhabditis elegans
Lineage: Eukaryota; Metazoa; Nematoda; Chromadorea; Rhabditida; Rhabditidae
Gene: zip-9
Product: BZIP domain-containing protein
Exons: 4
Coding region: 147-1022 (291 amino acids)
Biological process (GO): positive regulation of transcription by RNA polymerase II; regulation of DNA-templated transcription
Cellular component (GO): nucleus
Molecular function (GO): DNA-binding transcription factor activity
Source: RefSeq, marked reviewed